This is a messenger RNA of Ostrinia furnacalis (Asian corn borer), 804 nucleotides long. RefSeq names its product synapse-associated protein 1-like. NCBI's taxonomy places the organism in Eukaryota, Metazoa, Arthropoda, Insecta, Lepidoptera, Crambidae. The annotation marks the transcript as partial. Gene Ontology annotation, biological process: regulation of short-term neuronal synaptic plasticity; TORC2 signaling. Gene Ontology annotation, cellular component: synapse; Golgi apparatus; nucleus. The transcript is spliced from 5 exons. The record is from RefSeq and is a predicted model, not a curated record.
CUUCUGCAGAGCAUCCUGGGCGAGUUCAACCGUGAGCAGGACGCGUUCAUCAAGGGGCAGGACGGGCGCGGCGGCGGCGCCAGCGUCGCGCCCUGGGUUGGCGCUCCCAACGAGCCCGCCCUGAAGGAGGAAUGUCUGUCUCUGUCCACUGAUCGACGGAACUUCGUGCGCGCGCCCCCCGCCGGCGUGGAGUUCGACUUCGACUACGACAAGAUGUACCCGGUGGCCGUCGCCAUCAUGACCGAGGAUCCCAACCUCGAGAAGAUGCGCUUCGAUCUCGUGCCAAAAGUCAUCACGGAGGAGAACUUCUGGCGGAACUACUUCUACCGCCUGUCGCUGAUCUGCCAGGCCAACGAGGCCGACGCCGCCGCCGGCCGCGCGCAGAGCGUUGACGACUCCCAGGAUGAUAAAUCGGCAAGUGACAGCUUGAUAACGAACGAGAAAUCCUCGCAAGAGUCGAUUGACGAUGUCAAGAAGAGAAUUAAGUCCCUCAAGGUGGAUAGGGAGAAUGAUGAUGAGCAAUGGGAGAAGGAACUUGAAGCCGAGCUCAAAGAGUACGAGGUGGUUGCUGACAAAGCGGCCGACGACAAGUGGGAAAAGGAGUGCGAAGACCUGCUUGGGGAAGACGUGGACCUUAAGUAGACGACCGGUGAGACGAGUAGACCGGGUAUACUCGAGUAGACCUAGUGGAACACCAGGUCUACUGUAGCUAUCGGGCAUACCGAUGGUUGAGUAGACCUGGUAGUUCUGGUAGACUUGAGUAGACCUGGUAGGUUCGAGUAGACCUGGUUGACUGGAGUAGAC